Molecule: messenger RNA, 2364 nt
Organism: Capsaspora owczarzaki ATCC 30864
Lineage: Eukaryota; Filasterea; Ministeriida; Capsasporidae
Product: thyroid hormone receptor interactor 4
Exons: 4
Coding region: 1-2262 (753 amino acids)
Biological process (GO): positive regulation of DNA-templated transcription
Cellular component (GO): nucleus
Molecular function (GO): transcription coactivator activity; zinc ion binding
Source: RefSeq, a predicted model, not a curated record
AUGGGCAAGCAGCAGCGCGGCGUCCCGGCCUUCUCCAACGCGGGCCAGCGCGGAACCCGGCCGCAGGGCCUCAGCCAGCCCAUCGUGCUCCAGGCCCCACCGCCACCGACAUCUGCCGCUGCCAUGAUGGCUGCAAGUCAACAGCAGCAACAGCCACAGCAGCAGCAACAACAGAGCCAGCAGAAGCAGCAGAAGGGCAGCCCAGCAGCAGCAGCGGCGCCGGGAUCCGCUCCAAUCCGCGCCUGGGCCACGCAGGAACUCACCAAGCUGCUUGGAUUUGAGAGUGCAGAAGUGGUCGACUAUGUGAUGGGCAUCCCUGCCGAGCGUGAGCUGCGCGAGUACCUGCUCGAAGGCGGCUUGCUCUCAGCCACUUCUCCAGCGACCACUGCCUUUGUCAACGAGCUGUGCAAGCGCCAGUUUCCUGCGCAGACCACUGCCACUGCGGCCGUCACGGCUCCUGCAGGUGCGUUCGUCUACAUCAAGUCGGUCCAGCAAGAGGAAGCCAAGCGUUCGCCGUCGCCCAAGCACCAGUCCCAGUCCCAAUCACAGUCUCUCGUUACGCAACCAAUCUCGUCCGUGUCUGCCAAUGUUGCUGCUGCUGCUGCUUCCCAAGGCAAGCCGACGACAACGUCGAAUGUACUCGGAGCUCCAAGUGCUGUACCAUCGCCAUCGCACACUACAAGUGGAUUCGCCAGCAAUGCCAUGCCAAGCGGGCAAUCGCGAGACAACAACGCACCCACCUCAGCGACGACCGCUGCGUAUGCUGCCAAAACGAAAGCUGAAGACCACUCGCAGCCCAUUGUCUUUGCAGCCCCGGCGCCCGUGCUAACACCCGAGCAAGCGGAGCGACAACGCACCCAGGAACUCGCCAAGCUGCGAGCCAAAAAGACGCGCUAUGUGAGCCUCGCAUCGUUGCACACGAGCGACUUUCUCGCACCUGGACGCCAGGAAUGUGGAUGCCUGGCUUCCCGACACGAACUGGUCAACAAUUGCACCGAGUGCGGCCGUAUCGUGUGUGCGCAAGAGCGCGCCGGCGCGUGCUUCACUUGCGGAGCGAUCGUCUUCUCCAAAAGCCAAGCCCUCGAGGUCCAGCGAGGCUCCAAACACAGCGAAAAGGUCAAAGCUAAGCUCAUCGACCAGUUUGCCAAGGAAGAGCAGCAGCGUCUGGCGAACGUUGCCCAGCACGACCGCGAGCAAAAGGCUGCGCAAGACCGAAUUCGCCAGCAAGCGCUGCUCGCCCAAGGCACUACGCAGCUUGUUCCCACGGGCGGGGGCGAGGACGCUUACGACAAGGCUGUGCAACACAAGAACAAGCUGCUCGAGUUUGAUCGCACCUCGGCCAAGCGCACGCAGGUGAUUGACGACGAGAGCGACUACUUUUCCGCAGACAACAACAAGUGGCUGACGCAAGCCCAAAAGGAUGCCCUGAAAGCCAAGGAGGCAGAGAUCAAGCGACACCGCGAAGAGGCCAAGCGCAAAGUCACGAUCGAUUUGAUCUCGCGCCAGGUUGUUGCCGCGGACAUGACUGGCCUUCGAGGUGUGCACGAUGCCGAUAUUCAUGAGGUGGUGGAUGCCACGCUUGCCAAAGCAUCGAUUGCCGCCUCCUCGCAUGGGAAGAGCGAUCAGCCAAACGCCUGGUCCACACCAAUGUCUAUCCAACCUGUUUAUCUCCCUCCAAAGCCAAUCAAAACAAAGGCUGCCAAGGGAGCAAACGCCCCCGCAGCUGCUUCAGCAACGACAACUACACCGAUUGCCACGUCUUCUGCCACAGCCCGACAUGGGGCUUCACGCGUUCAAGACAAGGCCAUUCAGGAGAUGGUCGAUGUCGGCGUUUGCCUGUCCAUGCAUCAGCCUUGGGCCACGCUCCUUGUCCAGGGUAUCAAAAAGGUGGAAGGGCGGACCUGGUACAGCGCCCAUCGUGGGCGCUUGUGGAUUGCUGCGGCGGCCAAAACGCCCGACCCUGCCGAAAUCGCCGAGGUGGAAGCCAUGUACCGAAGCCGCGAUCCGGCUGUUGUAUUUCCGACCGAUUAUCCCACAGGUUGUCUGCUUGGUGCUGUUGAUAUGGUGGAUUGUCUGAGUCAAGACCAAUUUGCCUCCCAGUCCACGUACGAUUCAAGUGAAUCUCAGGCUCCGUUUGUCUUUAUCUGCGAAAAUCCUUCGGAAUUGCUGCUCAAAUUGCCUGUCAAAGGGGAUCACAAAAUCUGGAAGCUCGAGCAUUCAAUGCACAGUGCCGCACGAGCAGCAAUGCGUGCGGAUCGAUGAUUCGUUCCGUUCCACCACGAGCAUGUACUGUCAGAUUGAUCACUACGACAUACACAAAAAACACUUUUACUACUCUUUAAAAAAAUUACAAAAAUUGCAGAA